CUUGCCAUAGUCGAAGGCGGUGACAAAGUCUAACAAUGUUGUAAUUCCAAGCUUUACACAACGAGGAACGGGGAAGUUCACUGAUUUACACGAUAUGAGAACAAGUCAUUUUCGUCUGAUUACUGGUGUCCUUUGAACCCGCUAAACUAAGCCUACAGUUAAGUAAGAUGGCAGGGUGGUUGGUUGUGCUCCUGACGGCACAGCUGUUAUCGUUGGUGUCUUCUUAUCCAUGUCCUUGUGAGGAUCCAUCGCUAUGCAACCAAAUCACCGACGUGAAAAAGUUCGAGGUGUUCGUGUUUGAUGUUGGAGGAAAGCAGUGGAAGUCCUAUGACUGGUCAGUGGUAACAACAGUGGCAGCCUUCGGGAAAUACGACCCAGAGCUCUUGUGUUUUGCCCAUUCUAAAGGAGCACGGCUUGUUUUGAAAGGUGAUGUCUCCCUUGAUUACAUCGUUGACCCGACCAAUAGGACAGCUUGGAUAUCUGGCCAAGUCGACCUGGCGAAAAAGCAGUUCAUGGAUGGAAUCAAUAUUGACAUUGAGCAUGAAGUGCAGGAUGGGUCCCCAGAAUACUAUGCUCUGACUGCACUGGUCAAAGAGACUACAGAGGCCUUCCAUGAGGAGAUCCCAGGCUCCCAGGUGUCGUUUGAUGUGGCCUGGUCUCCAAGGUGUAUUGAUAAGAGGUGCUACGAUUACAUAACCAUAGCUGAAUCAUGUGACCUUUUGUUUGUGAUGUCAUACGAUGAGCAGAGCCAGAUCUGGGGUGACUGCAUUGCAAUGGCAAAUGCGCCAUACAACCAAACACUGGCUGGUUAUACUGAUUACCUGAAGAUGAACAUUGACCCUAAAAAGCUUGUGAUGGGGGUGCCCUGGUAUGGAUAUGACUAUGCUUGUCUGGAAUUCACCCAGGUAAAAGAGAUGUUUUUUUUUAUCAACACAGGUGAAUAAGACAUUAGCAGAAAC
Molecule: messenger RNA, 959 nt
Organism: Acipenser ruthenus (sterlet)
Lineage: Eukaryota; Metazoa; Chordata; Actinopteri; Acipenseriformes; Acipenseridae
Product: di-N-acetylchitobiase-like
Exons: 5
Coding region: 168-944 (258 amino acids)
Biological process (GO): carbohydrate metabolic process; chitin catabolic process
Cellular component (GO): extracellular region
Molecular function (GO): chitinase activity
Source: RefSeq, a predicted model, not a curated record